Messenger RNA from Owenia fusiformis, 1865 nucleotides. The record is from the annotation of a GenBank genome assembly. Lineage: Eukaryota; Metazoa; Annelida; Polychaeta; Sabellida; Oweniidae.
UGAUUUCUCAAGCCAUUCUAACGUUUAUUUCUACUCAAAGAAAGCUAUUGUGAAUCAAUUGGUCUCACUUUUUGCGCGAGUCAGUGAUUAUAAUGAGGAUAAUCAGCAAGAGUAUUUUAUAUUUCAAUGGAUGAAAGAUACGAUCAUGAAAUGUGUACUUUGGAUGUUGUUUGCUUUACCCUGUUUCUGUAGAGCACGGGCGGAUUCUGGGAGCGACAGUUUUGCUGUCAAUGUCGAAAAUGACGAGAUCGAUUGCUCUAAACCAAUCAGAUGUCCCAGGGAUCUUGUAUUCGCCAUUGACACCUCGUGUUUUGUAUCAAACACAUCAAGAACCAAAAUACGUAAUUUCAUCCGCGAUCUUACGGCCAGGUUGUUCAUUGGCAGUGGGUCUUAUGGCACCAGAGUGGGAAUAAUCACAUACAGUAACAACUAUUACCACCGAGCCUAUUUUGAGGAGGCAACGGAUAGUUCCACUUUAAGGAACAUCAUUAUGACCAUGGAUCUAUCCCAAGAGACGAUAUGCCUGAGACGGACUGAUAUACUUCUCAAUUCGAUACUGAAGAGAUAUUUUACCAAAGAAACUGGUGACAGAGUUGGCAAUGAAUUUGCGAACACUCUUAUACUUAUAACAAAUGGUGCUACUAUGCCAUCUCUGUACAAGGCCAGCACAAUACGUGAAGCGCGGGCGCUUAAGGCCUCUGGGGCCUCUCUUUUGGUGGUGGGAUUCCAAGAAGAUGAUGAUAUCAAUUCCACAAUUGCAAAAGGGAUGUACAAAGCUGCUAUUGAGGAGUGGGAGGAGGUUGUAACGUCCACACAAUUUUUGUUUCAGAUUGGUUCUCUUAAAAAUGCUUCAUCAUUCGUAGAGCCAAUAGUGAAAAUGAUGUGUGAUACCUACAAGUCUUGCAUGUCUCGCAGGAUCCCAUGUACGCAAGGGAGAGUGUGCUGUGGUUGCCCUUAUAUGUUCUCAGUACCGGGGACCAUUGGGGCACUUAUGUUGCCGUUCGUAGCAGUGAGAUCUGGAUUGUGUUUAGAAGAAGGUUGUAUCAGAAGUCCUGACAGUUCUUGUAAAGUCUCUUUGAGUCCUGGUGAUCCAUUGUGUGUUGGAAAAGUUCUAGUUGAAAGCACAAUGUCAGAAUUAACAAACGUACAACUGCUCCAGGGAUACGGCUAUGUUGAAAUUGCUUUCAGGUUUUUGGGUAAACUAGAGCUGCAUGGUUUCUACAGGAUGUUCAAGGCUGCUGCUAAUUACAAGUCGAAAGCAUUUGCUGCCAUUACAGAGUUCCAGGUUAAGAGGGGUGUCGAAGUCACAUUUAGCAAUCUACAGGUUCCCUCUGCGUUGGGUGUUAAGAAUGGAAUCACAGCACUGGAAGUUGCUCUAGAUGUUGAAACUAGUCUUCUAGAUAAUACGUUAACUGCAAUAGAUAUUGCAGAGAGCCAUAACGACGCAGGGUUGGCCAGCUUCCUAAGAGAAUAUAUCCUGCCUGGACAACUUAAGGCAAAAAAGGAAGUGUUUGAGUAUAUCACGCAGUACCAUGCACUUGGCCAGGGUGUAGGGGAAUACAUCCUCAACGAGGUCCUUUACAAUAAGUAUCAACCAGAAACAAUUGAUAUAUUUGGGAUGACACAAGAAAAUAAAAAUUUUAAACGUGAACAAACUAAAACUAAUGAUGGAAAGAAAAUACCAGUCAACAGACAUGUACAAGUAGAACUGUAGUUACUAAGGACACUGACAGUAGAGAUGAUGGCAAAUUUGUCAUACAGCAUUUCAAAAGAUCCAUGAAAGGAAUGCUUUUACUAACUACCAUCGUUCUUCAAAUGCGUAUUCAUUUGUGGAAAACCAAAUUAGAUGGGUAUUUAAAUAGAUG